Miniopterus natalensis is the source of this 1840-nucleotide messenger RNA. NCBI's taxonomy places the organism in Eukaryota, Metazoa, Chordata, Mammalia, Chiroptera, Miniopteridae. The record is from RefSeq and is a predicted model, not a curated record.
GGCGUCCGGCCGCGCUGGACCGUCCGGGGCCUGCGGGGCCUCUUCCCUGAGGUUUGCGCGCUUAUCGCCCGACACAGCCCGGGUUCAGCCGCCGCGGGGCUUCAGGUCGCAGGUGCGCGCCGGCCCCGCGUCGGUGAAGCAGACGGUUCGGCUCCGGUGAGACGAGGCCAGGCGCUUCGGACCCCGUGCUCUUGGGACAUGGCGCUCCAGCGCACCAUCCUCCUGGCUGGCCUCCUGGUGGAAGUUGCCAGCAAAUCCUCAGAAAGUACGGGCCAGCAGUCUGAGUGUUGUGUGGACAUGGUGGAUGUCAACACCACCUGCCCAGGCACAAGCCUGUGUGGCCCAGGCUGCUUCAGGCGCUGGAACGAGGAUGGGAGUGCCAGCUGCAUCCGGUGCAGGACCGGAACCUACAACAGCUCUGAGUGUAGAAGCCUUGUUGGCCAGGGCGCACAGUCCCCCUUGAACAGGAGCACAGGGACACCUGGACGGCCGAGUCUUGGUGGCCCUGGAGUGGCAGCCUCCCUCUUCCUGGGGACCUUCUUUGUCAGCUCCGGCCUCAUCCUCACCGUGGCUGGUUUCUUCUACCUCAAGCGCACCAGUAAAUUGCCCAGGCUCUGCUACGGAAGAAACAAAGCCCCAGCCCUGCAGCCUGGCGAAGCCGCCGCGAUGAUUCCCCCGCCACAGUCCUCAGGUAUGUCCGUCAGCUCUUACUGUCCCUUGCCUGCCCAGGUCCCUUGUCUCUGGGCAAGAAUUUCAAAAUGCCAGACGUGUCUGUGGGAUCAGCUGCCCUCCGGGGGCCACAGCCGGGUCAGCAGGGACUUGAGCAUCUGGCCCCACAUCCUCCAUCCCUGGUGGCUCUGGACGCUGGCCAAGUCCCCCUUAAUCAGCCAUGGCCUUCCUGUCUUUCCCCUUUGAUCUCUGAGACCUUGAGUCCUGGCCCCUCCUGAGGGCUGGUGUUUUAAUUUUACCAGCUCCAGGUGUGACACGAGCACAGGUCGUACGGGCAUGCACCUGGCCCCGCCCUAGCCCGGUCUCACCACUGUGAGGAGGACAGAAGUGGGGACAGGAGAGGAUGUCUCCUUUUGGGGACAGUGAAGUUCCUUGGUCAAGGCUAGAUUCCGCUGUGUUCCCUAAAACGCUUGUCCACGGUUUCUUUAAAGCCGCCUGUCUACAGCAGCUUGCAUUUCCCGAGUCCCCUGCUCGGGUCUUCUACUGCCACCCCAGCAAACAGCCACACACAGGGCGGGUGGAAGCUACAGAAUGCACCCCCACAGGUCAGAGGCCAGGGUCAGAAGUGGAGGGUGUGGGCGCCCUCUCUGGAGGCUCUAGGGGAGGGUCCUUCCUGCCUCUCCCGCCUCGGUGACUCCAGGUGUCCCUGGGCUUGUGGCCGCAUCCCUCCAGCCUCUGUCCCAUCUGCACGUGGCUUCUCCCUUCUCCCUGUGUCUCCUCAUCUGUCUGCCUCCCUCUUAGGAGGACACUGGUCACUGGAUUUAGGGUCCCCCAGAGAUCCAGGGGGAUCUCACCCCAUGAUCCUUAACUUAGUCACAUCUGCAAAGACCCUUUUCCCAAGGUCACAUCUGCUGGUGCCAGGGCUUAGAAUGGGGACACUUUGGGGACCACCCUCCAGCCCUACGCUGCAUCAUGUGGCCUGUGGUUCUGCGUCAUGGACGUGCAGGCCCUGCCCAGGCCAAGGUGCUCAGGGCGCAGGGGUCAGCUUACACUCAUCACAGAAGCUCUCCGCUGCAGUGGCCCGCUCCCCGGUGGGGCCUAAGUGGGGUCUGCUCCCCGUGGCAGCUCCACGCCCCACUCUCCACCCAGGCUCCACGCUGACCCCACCUAU